CAGCAAGAAAGCUAUAGAGAAAAUAACUUUUUGAAAGAUAAAAAGCAGUUUGUAAAUUAUAAAAAUAAAGAAAUGAGAAGAGAUACUAGAAGAAGCUAUAUAUAUUCAGAAGAUAAAGAUUUUAAAAAAUAUGAAGAACAAGAAGAAAAAUUGAAUAGAAGUUAG
This is a messenger RNA of Scutellospora calospora, 165 nucleotides long. NCBI's taxonomy places the organism in Eukaryota, Fungi, Glomeromycota, Glomeromycetes, Diversisporales, Gigasporaceae. The record is from the annotation of a GenBank genome assembly.